Cloeon dipterum is the source of this 718-nucleotide messenger RNA. RefSeq lists its product as uncharacterized. Gene Ontology annotation, cellular component: mitochondrion. Bases 142 to 672 code for a protein of 176 amino acids. The transcript is spliced from 4 exons. The record is from RefSeq and is a predicted model, not a curated record. Lineage: Eukaryota; Metazoa; Arthropoda; Insecta; Ephemeroptera; Baetidae.
AUCAUAUGUUCGCAUGAUCGGCCGGCAGCCUGGAGCGAGUGAUUGUGAUGCUCCACGGGAAAAACAAGCAAAUUAGCAAACUCUAACUAAUUUUCACAAAAUUCUCUGUAUAUUAAGUAAUGUUACAUAGCUGAAGAAGCUAUGUUGAGAAUAAUUGGCAAUCGAAUCGGGCUUCUCCUUGCACGAAGCUCAGCAAAAGCUGUUGUUGGGACGACUGCACCAGCGGAGCAUAUUUGUGCGUGCUCACCAAUAGUAAACAAACAAUACAGCAAUGCGUCUUCAGUUUCGAGCAGACAACCACAAGCGUGGAAAAUGCCUCCACCAUCUCUGACAGACUUGCUUAUCCCGAUUUACCGAACGCCCGUUGUGCCCAAAAAUUUGCCUGUCAGUGUGCCGUUAGUUCCCAUUUCGACUCCCGGCACUGAGAAGGAUGAAAUUCAAGCUGCAAGACUUAUUGUUAUAAGGAGGCACAAGAUGAAGAAACACAAGAGGAAGAAGUUGAGGAAAAGGAUGAAAUUUGAAUGGGCAAAACUCCGGUUCCGAAGAGAAACUAAGAAAGAGAAGGAGUUCCAAGAUGGAUUAAUAAAAAAAGUAGAUGAAGCUCAUGAAUUUGACGCCGAAAAUUAUGUUCAGGAGAAGCUUAGGAAACUCAAGUUGAGCGGAAAACUGUAGCUGUUGCGAAAUUGUCGUGUGAAUUAAAAUAAUUUACAGUAAGAAA